This is a messenger RNA of Hypomesus transpacificus, 733 nucleotides long. It is a transcript of the gene cryba4, whose product is annotated as crystallin, beta A4. Lineage: Eukaryota; Metazoa; Chordata; Actinopteri; Osmeriformes; Osmeridae. Bases 55 to 645 code for a protein of 196 amino acids. The record is from RefSeq and is a predicted model, not a curated record. Gene Ontology annotation, biological process: visual perception; lens development in camera-type eye. The transcript is spliced from 6 exons. Gene Ontology annotation, molecular function: structural constituent of eye lens.
UGCCUACUCUCAUUCCCACACCAGGACAUCCCAAGGGCAUCAAAGCGAGACAAGAUGACUCACCAAUGCACCAAGUUCUCCGGACACUGGAAGAUCAUCGUCUACGACGAGGAGUGCUUCCAGGGCCGUCGCCAUGAGUUUACCUCCGAGUGCUGCAACGUGAUGGAGUUUGGCUUCGAGAGCGUGCGCUCUCUCAGGGUGGAGAGUGGAGCCUGGGUGGGUUAUGAGCAUGCCUCUUACCAGGGUCAGCAGUUUGUGCUGGAGAGAGGAGAGUACCCUCAGUGUGAUGCUUAUGGAGGUAGCAACGCCUAUCACAUUGAGAGGAUGACCUCUUUCAGACCCAUUGCCUGUGCCAACCACAGGGAGUGUCGCAUGACCAUCUUCGAGCGUGAGAACUUCAUGGCCCGUAAGGGUGAGCUGAGCGACGACUAUCCCUCCCUCCAGGCCAUGGGCUGGUGCAACAACGAAGUGGGCUCCCUCAGGGUCCAGUCUGGAGCAUUCGUGUGCUACCAGUAUCCUGGCUACCGUGGAUACCAGUACAUCAUGGAGUGUGACCGCCACCUCGGGGAGUACAAACACUUCAGGGAGUUUGGUUCCCACUCCCAGACCCCUCAGAUCCAAUCCAUCCGCCGCAUUCAGCAGUAACCCCUCCUUCCUGCCCUCUUACCCCUGUGACCCCUUACUCCCGAUCCCCGCUACCCGGUGCUGAAUAAACUGUAUUUCUUAAACCUUA